AUGAAAAAGCUGUGUUUCAGAGUCAUUACCAUAGUUGUACGUCUUUGUUUUACUGAAACAAUGACAAACCCAUCAAGAAGCAGUAUGUUAUUCAAUUCUGAGUGCCAAUGGAAUGGACAUCACCUCACAAACUGUUCUUUUACUGGAAACCGUGAGAUACCUGUGGACAUAUCACAGACAGCAGCUACAGUGGAUGUAAAUUCCAGUUUCUUUAGGGUUCGCUUCCAAUCUCACACAAAAAAAGAAGAAUGGAAUAUAAAACAUCUGGACCUCAGUAACAACCUCAUAUCAAGAAUAACUUUAAGCACUCUUGCCCAUUUACAUGCUUUGGAAAUAUUAAACCUCAGCAACAAUACCAUCUACUCCGUCUCAGUGGAUCUACCCAACCUUAAGUCCUCAUGGGUGAAGCACCACAGAAGCAGCUUGAGAAAUGGGCUUCCAUUUCUAAAGUUGCUAAUUCUUCAAAGAAAUAAACUCAGCGACAUUCCCAAGGGACUGUGGAAGCUGAAGUCAUUACAGACUUUGGAUCUGUCUUUCAAUGGGAUAUCGCAAAUUGGUUUGUCUGAUUUUCAUAACUGCCUGCAACUGGAGAACCUCUAUUUACAGAGCAACAGGAUACUCAGAAUUCAUCCAGAAGCUUUCAAGGACCUCAAAAAAUUACAGGUUGUGGACCUCAGCAACAAUGCUCUGACCACCAUCCUGCCAAUGAUGAUCAUUGCUCUAGAAUUUCCCCAUCUGGAGGUUGACUUGGCUGAUAACCAGUGGCAGUGUGACUAUAAUGUGGCAGCCUUCCAAAAUUUCAUUUCUGAAUCCUGGAGGAGAAAGUGGAAUGUAAUUUGCAACAAGUCUACGGGGAAUGAGGAGGUAUAUUGGUGGACUCCCAAAAGCAGAAUUUCCAGGGAGACUCACCUUCCUCACACUAAAUCGAAUCACAGGAAAAGCCUCAUAAUGGGCAAAGCUGAGAGGCCCCAGGAAGAGCUGUACGUGCACUUUUCCACACCGGGGAAGAAGGACAAUGCCAGCUCUGAUACCAGUGCAAAGCACAGACGGCUGCCAAGGUGGGUUAGAAGUGACGACGAUGCUGUGCGAACUUCUGGCAGAGACGAAGACAAUUCCCAGGACCUCGCCCUGGCUGUCUGUCUGUCGGUGUUCAUCACAUUCUUGGUGGCUUUCUGCCUGGGGGCUUUUGCAAGGCCUUAUGUUGACAGACUGUGGCAACAGAGGUGCCAGAAGAAAAGCCAUGGUUUGGAUAAUGCAUAUUCAAACGAGGGAUUCCACAAUGAAACGGAAGCUGCAGGGAAUAUGCACCACCCAAGGGUAGGUCUGCACCAAGCUUUCGGUGAUCUCAACCUCUAUGAGAACCAAGACUCUUUCUCGGUGACAGCGGCCAGCCCACCUGCUGCUGUCAUUCCUGAUAGAACUCUGGGACCGAGCAGAAAGGAGCCUGGCAGUUGGCAGAGCUGGGAACAAGGCGAGGACAACAAUGCGGCAGGAAGUAGAGAGGAUAACGCAUUUCCAAAUGACAUUGCAGCCGGGUCCGUUCUCCUCGGACAGCCAAAUGCUGAUCAUAACGCACUAAUUUCAGCAGCACGGGACCACAUCUACAGGAAUGAUAUUCUUGGAGAAAUAAAUUUUGAAACUGUGGCCCGGGCAGAUUCUCUCAGCGAGCAGUCAGCGGGCGUCCCUGCAGUAGCUGGCAGAUCGCAAACGGUCUCUGGCUCAAUCCAUAAUGAUUUGAAUGAAUUAGACCCACAACUCUCGAGAGAAGCAACUCUCUCUCAAAUGCUAAUACAUACAGAAGCACAGAGGGCUGGAGAGAAUGAGGAAAGACGGGGCACUGAGCAGUUACCGUCGGAGUUCUCUAAGGAAAUGCCAGUGAGCACUUACAUUAAUUUGCUGAGCGCACAGCAGCAAGGGCUCAAGGGGGCCAGUGCUGAGGAAGAACUUUCCACCUACUACAGUGCGGUCACACUCAGUGACCCAGGAGAUACGGAUUCAUCCCCACCAGUCUUCCCUCCAGGAUGGGGCAGAGACCUGCAUGUCACUCCUGCUAACAAGGAACCAAUGCAGGAACACCCUCCUUCUGACACUCAGUAUGAGUUGGACACCAACUAUGAUUCUGAUGAGGGGUCUUUAUUUACUCUAAGUUCAAUAAGUUCAGAGGAUGCAAGAAAUGUGACUGAAGAAGAGGCACAUGACGAGGAGAGUCAUAGAGCCAGUGAGUUCCCAGAGGACCAGGACUCAGGAAUGAGGAAGGACAAUGUUAUGUCAUUAGAGAGUCUUGACGACGGCAUCACCUUCCAGAAGAUUGUGGGGAAAUGUGAGAAUCAGGAAGAUCAUUUUGAAAAACCUCUAACUUCUGGUCCAGACUCUGGUUUGUGUGAGGCUCAUCUGGAAAAUGCCUCUUACACCAAUAAAUUUGAGGAUCCAUUGACCUUGCCCAGAUCACUGGGCAAUAGUCCUUUCAUUGAUGAGAUCCCAGACACGUUCAUUUAUGAUUAUGUCACAGCUCCUCAAUCCGAGGCAGUAGAGUGGCUUUACUCACUUAAAGACCUAGAAUUUUCAUAUGUGGAUAUUUUACCACAAACACCACCUUGUUCUGCCGAAGUUCCCUCAGAUCCUGGUAAGAGUGCCUGUCAUGAAAGAGACUCAGACAUUUGUAAAGAAGAACCUUUCACUCAGGGAACAGACACAGCUCAAAACGAUAUUCCUUUCAAGAUCACUACAGGGGAAAACUUAAGACCCUCACAAGAUUUUGAAGAAGGCGACAUGAAUUCCAACCUGAUGGAAACUGAUGCAAGUAAGGGGUCUGUAUGUCAUCUUGAGGACGAUGGUUCCAGAAAGGUUAUAAACCAAACACAGUUGUUACAAUCCUGUGGUGAUGAGUCUGCUCUUCAGUGUGAAAGAAGAGGGGGCGAAUAUUUUGAAGACAGUUCCAAGAGCCGGGUACCAUCAUUACAAGAGCUUCCAAAUAAAACCAGUUCACUAAGAACACAAGAGCCCUUCAAUGAUAGAGAUUGGGAUAAAUAUUCAUAGGAUAAUCUGUUGCAGUUAGAAAAUGAUUCUAACUUUUAUACUCAAAUGCAGACCCAGAGCAACCUGAUGGGAGUUGACUGUCUAUGUGAGGAUCAACUCUACUAUGACAAAGACAAGGACAUUCAACUUGAAAA
Molecule: messenger RNA, 3170 nt
Organism: Ceratotherium simum simum (southern white rhinoceros)
Lineage: Eukaryota; Metazoa; Chordata; Mammalia; Perissodactyla; Rhinocerotidae
Source: RefSeq, a predicted model, not a curated record